This is a messenger RNA of Triplophysa dalaica, 1602 nucleotides long. RefSeq names its product SIX homeobox 3a (gene six3a). The coding region runs from base 95 to 973 and encodes 292 amino acids. The transcript is spliced from 2 exons. Gene Ontology annotation, biological process: regulation of transcription by RNA polymerase II; brain development; eye development. Gene Ontology annotation, molecular function: RNA polymerase II cis-regulatory region sequence-specific DNA binding; DNA-binding transcription factor activity, RNA polymerase II-specific. The record is from RefSeq and is a predicted model, not a curated record. Lineage: Eukaryota; Metazoa; Chordata; Actinopteri; Cypriniformes; Nemacheilidae. Gene Ontology annotation, cellular component: transcription regulator complex; nucleus.
GCUGGUGUCAUUAGGCGAUAGCUAUUGAAUCAUUCAAUCUGAAUUCGUCGUUCUUUUUUCCUUGGCAAAUUUCAUCCUCUCUCAGGUCAUUUCCAUGGUUUUCAGAUCGCCUUUAGAGCUUUAUCCCUCUCAUUUCUUCCUGCCAAACUUUGCUGAUCGCCCUCUGCUCUUGGCGAGCAGCGCGCCCAGCACCAGGUCUCCUGAAGACUUGUCAAUGUUUCAGCUACCGACCUUAAACUUCUCUCCAGAGCAAGUGGCGAGCGUCUGCGAGACGCUCGAGGAGACCGGGGACAUCGAGCGCUUGGGUCGCUUCCUAUGGUCGCUUCCAGUGGCGCCGGGCGCUUGCGAAGCGAUCAACAAGCAUGAAUCCAUCCUACGUGCCCGAGCCGUGGUUGCCUUCCACACGGGCAAUUUUCGCGAUCUCUACCACAUUUUGGAGAACCACAAGUUUACCAAGGACUCGCAUUGCAAACUACAGGCAAUGUGGCUAGAGGCUCACUAUCAGGAGGCCGAGAAAUUACGCGGACGUCCCCUAGGACCGGUUGAUAAGUAUAGGGUGCGAAAGAAGUUUCCCCUGCCUAGAACCAUCUGGGACGGUGAGCAGAAGACGCACUGUUUCAAAGAGCGGACGCGGAGUCUGUUACGGGAGUGGUACCUUCAAGACCCCUACCCAAACCCCAGCAAGAAAAGGGAACUGGCGCAAGCCACUGGACUCACUCCUACACAGGUCGGAAAUUGGUUUAAAAACCGGAGGCAACGAGACAGGGCAGCGGCAGCAAAAAACAGGCUCCAGCACCAAGGGCAGAAUGGCAUGCGGUCCCUUUCAGAAUCCGGCUGCACCCCACGUAGUUCGGCGGAAUCACCAUCAACUGCGGCCAGUCCAACCACCAGUGUCUCCAGUAUGACAGAACGAGUCGACACGGGCACGUCAAUUCUUUCAGUAACAUCAAGUGACUCGGAAUGCGACGUAUGAUACGCAAAAAGAGAAAUAUAUACAGGAAAUAUGGACCUGAAUAAACUUUAUGAAUUAUCGGGAAAAAGGACCAAUUGAUAUUACUAUUAAAAAAGGAAAAAACAGACUAAACAAAACAUAAAAGCACGUCUUUUCAAGCGCUUUCAAUGGACCCCACACCUUUCCCCCACCCCAUCACUUGCAUGAUAUAUAUAUAUCUAUAUAUAUUUUUAAUUUUUUGUAUAUGGGGGAAAUGCCCCACGUUUGUUGUGUCUGCCAGGACCACCGCAAAGAGGGAAUUACAAGAACCCGGUGUCCAUCGCCUUUUUUCUGUUUUAGUCCGAGUGACGACGAGCAGCCAGGAUGCAAUCCUCUUUUCCUUUAUGUUCAUCAGACAAUCAUUUAAGUCGUAAGCACCUUUUUACUACACUUCUGUCACUGCCUGUGUGGGGUACUGGUCAAUUGUGGAACUGAAUCGUUAUGACUGUAUCAGAUUUUUAUUUUUAUUUCGAGAUUUUAUAUUGAAUUAUGUAUAUCUUAAAUAAUGCGAUCAUUCUCCCAGUCUGUAAUAUAUGUGUAGAAAUACGCCUGUAAAUAAUACUGCUCUACCGCCUUCAUUCUCUUUUCUAUCCAUGUUCACUUUUCUUGAC